Molecule: messenger RNA, 1553 nt
Organism: Salvia miltiorrhiza (redroot sage)
Lineage: Eukaryota; Viridiplantae; Streptophyta; Magnoliopsida; Lamiales; Lamiaceae
Product: pathogen-related protein-like
Exons: 4
Coding region: 624-1412 (262 amino acids)
Source: RefSeq, a predicted model, not a curated record
GGAUGCAUGUAACUUAGAAUUGUACUACAUUUGAUUGGUAUAUCAUCCAUACAUAAAUAUUCUAUAGAAAGUUCAAUAACUAAUUUAUACUUAUCUAAAUAAUUUAUACUAAUUUAUUUUACUUAUUAAUUAGUAUAAAUUAUUCAUAAAGGUGAUCAGAGGAAGUUGAAAAUCAUAAAAAUGCCGUGCACGUACUAACGUACGAAAAGUAAAGUAUUAAGAUGACUAGUUGCCUGAAAAUAUACUUAGUAAAUUAAAAUUAAAAUUUCUAUAGAAAUUGCACCUAAGUAAAAUAUAAAUACUAAUGGAUGAAGAAAUUUAAUGCAAAUAAUAUUCUUAAUUAAAUUCUAACUGAAAAUUGAUGAACCUUGAUUGAGAUGAUGCACAUAAUUUUUGUCUUUUUAAUCCUUUUUUAUUGAUAACUCCAAGGAAACAAUUGGUUAUGAGAAGAGAAAGCAAAGUUUAAAUCUGAUUGCGCCAUGUGCAGAUUCAAAGCACGGCGGUUGCAGAAUCUUUCAAGAGCUGUGCGAUGAAUAAACAAUUUUCCAAUUGGAUGGAAGUUUCCGAGUUGAUCCAAUGUGAAUGCACAGAAGCUGUUCGAUGAAAUGAUUCUUUUUAUAUAAAUGCCCUUGCAUUUGCAUGAUUGCAUCCCAAUCCUUUCACCAAACCACAUCUCACUUACAUCAGCUCAAUCCUAUUCGACACAAAACAUGGCAACUGGUGGCAACAAAUACCGAUCCUACUUGAGCCCAGAGGAGCUCAAGACCACCCAAUGGAGAGCUGGACCUCCCGAUUACGCCAUAGUCGAUAAGCUCUUCGAAGAAGGCAGAACCAAUGUUUGGCCCGCUGGAUCCUUGGAAGAGUAUGUUCAGAAUCUUGUCAAGACAUGGGAAAUGGAGUUGGUGCAUAAGGCCAAUCCAGAUGAAUUCAAAACUCUUGAUGCCCAAAAAUUUGUCCUUGGCAUCAAUGGGAAGAAGUUUUUCAGUUUGGAGGAAACAGGGAAGAUAGGGGGAAGCUACAAUGUGUUCCUGCAGACAUCACUGCCACCAAAAUUGAGGUUCUACGACCCUGAUGAGGAGACAUACGACUCAUCCCAGACGGCGUUCAAGCAAGUUUUCCCUCGAGGAUUCGCUCUUGAAGUGGUUCAAGUUUACUCGGGGCCGCCUGUGAUUGCAUACAAAUAUAGGCACUGGGGUUACAUGGAGGGCUCUUACAAAGACUUGCCUCCAACUGGGGAGUUGAUUGAGAUAUUUGGGAUGGCCAUUUUUGAGUUGAAUGAAGAAUCCAAGGUGGUGAAGGUUGAGUUCUUCCACGACCGUGGCGAACUGCUGGCGGGCCUCAUCAAGGGCAAGCCUUCUCAUGAAUCGGAGGGCGUUGUGACGACGCCCUCCGGCUGCCCCUUCAUGGCUUGAUCAUGAAGAAAUGAUCUACUUCCUAUGUUUUUUUAAAAUGUUUUUGGAAUAUUGUUUGUAUUCGAAUAAAUUUGUCAAUGAGGAUUAUUAGCCUUGUAUUCUUGAAUUUGGAAAUGUGAAUCUUUCUCUUGCAAAUUUUAA